UGUUGUUUAUAUUCCGUUUCACCGACUGUCCUUCGAACACUGAAUCCGAAAAUGAGCGCUGUUCUGCGGGCUGCGUGCGUGCUCCUCCUCGGCCUCCUCUGGGCCUCCGUCUCCCCGUCCUCCUCCUGUCGGGUCCGGAUCCCGCCUCACGACCAGGUGGCCCGGGUCGCCCGCUUUAUCGCCCACACGUGCGACUGGGCUUCCAUGGCCACCAUCUCCACCCACAAGCCGGUGGUGGGCCAGCCGUUCUCCAACGCUUUCUCGGUGAGCGACGGGCCGGAGGGCUCCAGCUCCGGGGUGCCCUACAUGUACCUGACCCGCAUGGAGAUCUCCGUGCAGGACCUGGAGGUGAACCCUGAGGCGUCUCUGUCCAUGUCUCUGGCUCAGACUGAUUACUGCAGACAGCAGGGCUUCGACCCUCAGAGUCCUCUCUGUGCCCACAUCAUCCUGUCUGGAUCUGUUGUCGAGGUGAACGGGACGGAGGCGGGGUUUGCUAAGAAAGCUCUGUUCAGUCGACACCCGGAGAUGAUCGACUGGCCGUCUGAUCACAACUGGUUCUUCGCCAAGUUCAACAUCACACAGGUGUGGGUGUUGGAUUAUUUUGGCGGGGUGAAGACCGUCACUCCAGAGGAAUAUUUCCAGGCCUCACCGUACAGGAAGCACCACUGACGGUCAGAGCUGCUGGUCUCUGUAGUCCUAAAUGUUCCAUUUGUAGUUCUACAAGUUUCAGAUUUAACAAAGUAAAUUUUUAUCAAAUUGCUUAACAGUUCAUCAGAUGAUAAGUUCCAUCUCAUUUGUUUUUUAUUAAUAUUUUUCAUUAUUUCCACUUCUCAUAAAUAUAUUUCAGUUUGCUAAAAUUAAACUUUGAUUUAUUUUAAAUUAAAUCAUCUUUGAAUCAUCGUAGAAGAACAGUAGACACACAUUUUCUCAUAAAUCAAGAAAAAUAAUAAAAAAUAAAAUAAAAUUCUUUAAUUAAUACAACAUUAGGCGUUUACUAUUUUACUAUUAUUUACUUUAAAAUGACUGCAGGAGUUCAUAAAACAGUGAGGAAGAUGCCUAUUCUUAUAUAUACUCUAUAAUCUUAUGAUAAUCCAAAUCACAGUAUUGGAAAAAAUCAAUCAGCAGUGCAGUGGUUCUUAUAGACUGAUUGAUCAAUUUAUUAUUUUUUAGUUUAUAUUAUAUUUUGAGAAGAAAAUAUUUUCCUACCUUCAACAAUAAUUCUCUGGUUUCUGCUGAUCAAAGUUAGAAAUGAUAAAUGUGUGAUUAUAUAUAUAUUUAUGUGUGCACAGUGUAGUUGUGUCAUACAGAAGAUGACAGUUGCAGUAUUGGAGUUUGGCCACUGGAUGGCGCCAUGGUGCAGAUAAUCAAACUCAAACAUUCAUAAUGUAAUUACAUAUUCCAUAGACAGACAUUAAAAACUGAACGACGCUGAUUCAAUUUUAACUUUCUUCUUUCGAAGUUUGAAAAUCGCAACAAUUGAAGUUGAAAAUGAAAUGAAAUAAACGUACAUCUGCACCUUUUUACACUUUUACUGGAACAGGAAACACUUAUACUUAUAUAGUAUACUUAUUAUACAUGUUUUUCUUUUUCUUUCUUUGGUUUUGUGUCUCCAUGCAGCUCAACACACCAAACUCCAGUCAAUCAAACAAAGAUUUAAGGAGUGUGAUUUGAUGAGCUUUGCACUGGAAACCUCCUGUUGUUCUUGUCUUUGCUGUGACAACAAACUGCACUUUAUAUUAGAAUCAGCAGAAUCAAAAUGAAUCUUUUAAACUAGGAAAAGUUUAAUUAUUAGAUCACAGUCACACUCAAACUUUACUGUCUCGUUAGGGCAGGAAAUUUGACACAAAUAAACACGACACAUUGAAAUAGAGAUUUUUUAUUGGUGGGAACUGAUAAUAAUCUAAAGUGGCUUCUACAUUGAAUGUAUUUAUUUAGGAUUAGGCUUAUUAAGUCUUCAUUAUACUUUCAGUUUUAGUCAGAGUGGUGGGGGUGGGGUCGUAAACUGGCGCUCGAAUGCCACUGUGAUACCAUAUCAAUAACUUUGUGUGACGCCUUAAACGUCUCGUUACACUCCAGUAACGAUUCUCUGCUCCUUCAUGCCGAAGAGGAACAUUUGCCUUUAAAAUAACUUGAAGACUUUGCUGUGAAAUUUUAUUUUUUUGAGACAAUAUUAAUGGAUGAUUUGUAUAAAUAAAGUUUUGUGUUACAAAAACA
This is a messenger RNA of Seriola dumerili (greater amberjack), 2214 nucleotides long. RefSeq names its product cellular repressor of E1A stimulated genes 1 (gene creg1). The transcript has 4 exons. Lineage: Eukaryota; Metazoa; Chordata; Actinopteri; Carangiformes; Carangidae. The coding region runs from base 52 to 669 and encodes 205 amino acids. The record is from RefSeq and is a predicted model, not a curated record.